Aquila chrysaetos chrysaetos is the source of this 4920-nucleotide messenger RNA. RefSeq names its product CAS1 domain containing 1 (gene CASD1). Gene Ontology annotation, molecular function: N-acetylneuraminate 9-O-acetyltransferase activity. The coding region runs from base 236 to 2632 and encodes 798 amino acids. The transcript is spliced from 18 exons. NCBI's taxonomy places the organism in Eukaryota, Metazoa, Chordata, Aves, Accipitriformes, Accipitridae. Gene Ontology annotation, cellular component: Golgi membrane. The record is from RefSeq and is a predicted model, not a curated record.
GGGAGCCGACCGCUGGGGCCGCCCGCUGGCGGCCGAGGGGAAGCGGCGGCGCCGGGAGGGCGGCGGCGGCGGCGGCUCCGCCCCGGCCGCGGGGUGUCGAGCCCCUCUCCGCCGCGCCGGUGGGGACGGCGGCAGCCGGCGGCGGCGGGGUCUGCCUUCGCCGCCAGCGGGGACCCAGUGCUGCCCCGCUGCGCCCGCCCGCUCCAUCGCACGCUGUUGUCAUGGAGGAGCCAAGAUGGCGGCCCUGGCCUACACGGGGGGCAAGCGGGAGAUCAACUACUACUUCAGCGUGAGGAGCGCCAAGGUGCUGGCGCUGGGCGCCGUCCUGCUCCUCACCGCCUGCCACGCCGCCUCCCGCCGCUACCGAGGUGGCGAUACAUGUGAGUAUCUUCUGUCCAGUGGGAGAUUUCUUGGAGAAAAAGUAUGGCAACCCCACAGUUGUAUGAUGCAUAAGUAUAAAAAUAGUGAAGCAAAAAAUUGCCUCAUAGACAAACAUAUUGUGUUUAUAGGAGAUUCUAGAAUUCGACAGCUGUUCUAUUCAUUUAUAAAACUCAUAAAUCCUCAAGUCAAAGAAGAAGGAAAUAAGCAUGGAAAUAUCCCCUUUGAAGAUAAAUCUGCUUCAAUUAAAGUGGAUUUCCUGUGGUAUCCAGAAGUUAAUGGCUCUAUGAGGCAACGUAUCAAAUCUUGGACUGAGGGUUCUGUGGCAAAACCUCAUAUAAUUGUAGCAGGAGCUGCCACGUGGUCUAUCAAGAUUCACAAUGGCAGCAAUGAAGCCCUCACACAGUAUAAAAUCAAUAUCACUUCAAUUGCACCUCUUUUGGAAAAGUUAGCAAAAAGUAGUGAUGUUUACUGGGUCUUACAAGAUCCUGUUUAUGAAGAUAUGCUGAGUGAAAGUCGGAAAAUGAUCACUAAUGAGAAAAUAGAUGCUUAUAAUGAAGCAGCUGUUCGUAUUCUGAACAGUAGUUCCCGAAAUUCUAAAGCUAAAGUUAAAGUCUUCAGUGUAUCAAAAUUGAUAGCACAAGAAACUAUCAUGAAGUCUGCAGAUGGCCUGCAUCUCCCUGAAUCAAGCAGAGAUACAAAUGCGAUGAUUCUUAUGAAUGUCUACUGCAAUAAGAUAAUGAAGCCCAUUGAUGGCUCCUGCUGCCAGCCUCAGCCUCCUCUCACUCUGAUACAGAAAUUAGCUUUCUGUUUCUUUACUUUGUCCAUUAUUGGAUAUUUAAUUAUCAAUUUAAUUCAUCGGAAUAAUUAUCGGAAGAACAAAUCAUGCACUGAUUUGGAAAGUGGAGAGGAGAAGAAACCUGCCAUCAGCACUCCUAAUGUUUCUACUUUAGAGAUGCUCUUGCACUCCUUCUGCAAACUUGGUCUAAUCAUGACCUAUUUUUAUCUAUGUGACAGAGCAAAUCUUUUCAUGAAGGAAAAUAAAUUUUAUACACAUUCAUCUUUCUUCAUACCAAUCAUCUAUAUCUUGGUUUUGGGGGUAUUUUAUACCGAAAAUACCAAAGAGACUAAAGUGUUAAAUAGAGAACAGACUGAUGAAUGGAAGGGCUGGAUGCAACUUGUUAUUUUGAUUUAUCAUAUCUCUGGAGCAAGCACUUUUUUGCCUGUGUACAUGCACAUUCGAGUUCUGGUUGCUGCGUAUCUGUUCCAAACAGGUUAUGGGCACUUCUCAUAUUUUUGGAUAAAAGGGGACUUUGGUGUAUACAGAGUGUGUCAGGUUUUAUUUCGUCUCAAUUUCUUGGUUGUGGUACUGUGCAUAGUGAUGGACCGACCUUACCAGUUCUACUACUUUGUGCCAUUAGUCACUGUCUGGUUUAUGAUCAUUUAUGCCACCUUAGCUAUAUGGCCUCAGAUAGUCCAGAAGAAAGCAAAUGGGAACUGCUUAUGGCACUUUGGUUUACUGCUGAAACUGAUUUGCUUACUGACAUGUAUAUAUUUUCUGUCGUAUUCUCAGGGUGCAUUUGAGAAGAUAUUUUCUUUUUGGCCACUGUCCAAGUGUUUUGAGCUGAAUGGGAAUGUCUAUGAAUGGUGGUUUAGGUGGAAGUUGGAUCGCUAUGUGGUUUUUUAUGGGAUGCUGUUUGCUUUUAUUUAUCUGGCAUUGCAGAAACAUCAGAUGAUAUCAGAAGGAAAGGGAGAUCCUCUUUUCUCCAACAGAGUUUCUAAUGUUUUAUUAUUUAUUUCAAUUGUAUCCUUUUUGACCUACUCUAUUUGGGCUAGUAGCUGUAAAAACAAGACAGAGUGCAAUGAACUACAUCCUUCUGUCUCUGUGGUACAGAUUUUAGCUUUCAUCCUCAUCAGGAACAUUCCUGGAUAUGUCCGAUCUGUGUAUAGCUCGUUCUUUGCCUGGUUUGGCAAAAUUUCUCUAGAGCUUUUCAUUUGCCAAUACCAUAUUUGGCUGGCAGCAGAUACAAAGGGGAUCUUGGUGCUCAUUCCUGGAUAUCCAAUGUUUAAUGUUCUUGUCAGCACUUUUAUAUUUGUGUGUGUGGCACAUGAGAUUUCUCAGAUCACUAAUGAUCUAGCACAGAUUGUGGUUCCUAAAGAUAACUCAACUCUGCUGAAAAGGUUGCUAUGCAUAGCUGGAUUUUUUUCUGGACUACUCCUUUUCUCAGCAAUGCAAGAUCAGUCAAGGCAUUAACUUGCAAAGAUUCUUGGAAACUUUCUUCAGGUUUACUUUGUGUCUGCCUGAACAAAAAUUCUCAACUGGAAGUACAAGAAGACAUUUAAAUUAAGUUUGUUGAAAAUGUAUAUAGCGCAAAUGUACACAUUUUGUGUGGAAACAGCCUUCUCAAAUAAUCUGAGAAACAAGAAUGCACUGUACAGAAUUGCAUGUGAAAAUGAGUCUUUUCUACUGGAUGUAUGUUUCUGUUUACAUAUCUGUUUAAACGUGACACAAAGAAAGAAGUGAAGUUAAAUCAUUUAGCAAUAUCAUGUGCAUAUCACGGAAUUAACUUUAUCUUGGGUCAGUUGAAUGAAGAGUGGAUGUUACUAGAGUACCACCUAUACAUAACACAUGCUGUAAUCAUUCUCAUCAAGGAACAAAAAAGAGCAAACUUGUGAUCCUUCGUUAAUGCUCACCUUUAGCUGAUGUGAAACAUGAAGUUACUGGUAAACCAGGGCAUUCUUCUGAACAAAAUGGUAAUUUUUUGUUUAGAAAGGAGUAUUUUGGGUGGAGAUAAUACACAUUAUAUGAAACCCUUUAUACGUGGAAAUAAAAAGUCAUCACCAAUUCAGUGAUUUAAGAAUAUACACAAGUUUACAUAAUAUUUUAUGGGAUUUUUUUAGAAAUUUAAGAUGUUUUCAGCAAAUAUGGUGAAUUCUGAGGUGAAAUUUUUUUAUAAAGAAAAUUUGAUUUUUUUUUUUCCCUCCCUAAAAUUGUUUGCAUUUUUUCAUAAAUUUUCUACUAAUUUAUUUAACUAUGUGUACAGAGAACUGCAAUCCCAGUGAACAAACAGAUGAGUAAUUUUCAGACACUCAGUUCAGGAUGGAGAAUUUUUGGAAAACCUCUAACCUUUUCCAGUCAGAUGAAAUCCCAUCAUAUCCACUCUGUCAGAUCUUAAGGAAACGGGAGAACAGGGGAAUGGUGAUCUUCGAACCUCUCUCUGAGUUUGUAGGGAACUUUGAACUAGGUCUCAUUAGGGAACUGGUGCCAUAUUCUAUCCUGUAAUAAUAUUUUCAUUUAAAAGGAUGCAUGUCAGUCUGUUGAUAUCACGAGGAGGAGGAAUUGAGUAGUCAUCUUGUUGCAUGCAGGUGGUUGAAUCUCAGAAUUACAAAUGGAAUGAGAUUGGAGCCAUUUGGAGGAACCUUUUUUCCCAUCCUUUUUUAGCAGUUCCCAUCUUUCUUAUUAACUCUUUUCCUUCAGCAUAAAAAGUAAAAUUGAAAGAAGUAGCCCUUCAGCGUGGCAGUGACAAGCUGUAAUUUAUGUUCCACUUAUUCAGUGAAGUUACAGUCAUUUCUUUGCUGUUUGUGGUUUUAGUUCAAGUGAUAGUUUGACCUCUAGUUGCUUCUUCAUUUUACUCUUCUCCUGAUUACUUAUUAGCAGUCAAAAACAUGAGCACAGUAUUGUUUUCCAAGCAUAUGUGCAAUUAUGUAUGAUUAUAAACAAUAUGAAUCCUAAUCUGUACUGUAUGUACUGUCGUGUACAUGUGUUUGAUCUUAUCCCAGUUAAAAAACUGAAUUCAAAUUUGCAGCCACCAAUGAGUGCAAAAAAAAAAAGUGUGAAAAGAAUGACUUUUUCUUUUUUUUUGGUGGAGAACCAUUUCCUUUAAAGAAUGACCAGUCAUUCAUCAUAAAAAAGAAAAAUCAUUCACUUCCCCCAAAUUCAGCAGUUUUACUAAGUCUGCCAGCUAUUUUGAAGCUAUUGGAAAGAUACUCAGCUAUUUGUUCUUUGGGUGCAUUACUUCCAGUGUUUGCAAAGUUAACCUCCUUGAUCAGUACAUUUGAAUGGCUGAAAGAAAUGGUAUAGGUGAACACUGUCGUGGGGGAUAGGAUGCAUAACCUUCAUCUAUGCCAGUAUUAGGAGCAAUGGUGAACUGUGAGUUUGAGGGAUAAUUUUUAUUUUGUUCUUCACAACUUAAGUAUUGUAGAUAUAAUUUUAUUUAUCUGUUGUACAGACUUGGUUAAAAGAUUUAUUUUUAAUGUUUGAAAUAAUGCACUUGUUUACUGUUACUGUAUGUGGGAUAAAUAUAUUUUCUUUUCAGGUUAUGUAAAAAUAUGAAGUAACUUAAACAUUAAAUAAAUGUGCUGUGGAUGCUUAUUUUUGUAAUGGGAGCAGCAUCAAUUAAGUAAAAACUUUUUAUUGCUUGACUCUAGCUGGGCUACAUUUCACUAUUAUGCCUACCUUAAAUUACAGAUUAGUAUUGCAGUUUCUCCAAAGUGAUAUUCUGGAUACUAUUAUUUCAAAUAAAGGGCAGAUAUUCACUUGUA